AUGGAAACACGUUUUUUUGUCGCUGCAGUUUGCAUUUUAUUUUUUGGAAACUAUGUGGAAGCUGUGGAUUUCACAUGUCCCACAAAUGCAAUUACAAGAGAAAGUGGAGUAUUUCCAAAAGAUGUUCUAACAUUGACAACAUUUCCACAUAAUUAUAACUGUAAUAUCAAGUUUCAAAUAGAAGAUGGGUUUGUUUUUCAAUUCACUUUAGUCGCUAAUGUGACAGAUGGAUCAGGAGAAUCUCUAGUGGUUACGGAUGCACUUGGAAAACAACUAACAUAUAACGAGGGAGUUUCCACAUUCUUCGCUCCUGCAAAAACGGCCAGCAUUUCUAUUACAACAAAAACUGGCGGAUCACAGUUUUGGUUCAGAUAUGACUAUGUUCCCGUUGCUCAGUACGAACAAACUAAAAUCCCAACUGGAACCCGAUUGAGCCUCGUUUUUUCACCGAAGAAAGUUUAUACAUUUGUGUCUCCAUACAAUGACAAUGUAGUAAUUAACACUGCCACAGUGGAUGAUAUAAACAAUCUGGAUAUGGGAAUGAAAAUGAUCUAUGUCUAUGAUGGUAUUGAUAUCAAUUCUCCAUAUGUUGGAACUUUGUAUGAUUAUGUGAGUACUCCGAAACUUUCGAAAUCAACUGGAAAUGCUACAACAUUGGUGAAUUUCUAUGGAACACCAACAAACUCAUAUGCAUUGGCCAAUGACUAUAAAUCACUCAUCUCAUACGAUACGUUCACGUUUGUUGUCUACACGAAAAAUGUGACGAUUCCUAAAAAUUUCGCCGAUGGUAUCUCUAAUGUAUACACUUUCUACUGCACAGGAAGUGAUAAAUCAUACUUGACUGAUUUGAACUUCGGAAGUAAUGGACAUAAAGUAGAUGUAAGACCAUUGACACCAUCUGAUACACCAAAUGUACUUUUGGCUUAUGUAUCAACGGGCCCUGUGAGCCGUUGCAUGCCUCAAAUGAUUCCUGGAAGAAUUUUCACAAUGGUAACUCUUGGACCGGAAGUCUCUAUUUCUCUAUCAACGUCAGCUGAUAAUUGGCUGGUUCCGUAUAAUGGACGUCUAGGAUACGUUUUCUCAUCAUCCUUGUGGUAUCCUGGAGCAGGUUCGGGUUACAAUUACACGUUUGAAUCUGCUCAACUUAUGACGUUUACAUUCAAUUUCCAAUCCGCCAUCAUUCAUCAAGCAGGGGAACAGAUUCGUGUUCAAGUUGGAAGACCAGGAUAUAAUCCGAUAAGUGUUACAUUCGAUCACAGCGUGGCAAAUCCUGGAGUUCGUGUGGCAAAUGGAACUUACUUGACAACAAGUUAUCUUGGAGAUUCACCCGCUUCAUCAUCAAUUAUUAGUUUUCAAAUGGCUUCCAUCAAGAUGGUCACACUUGCAAUAAUUCUGUUUUUUAUAAUAGGAACAACUCAUGCGGUCGAUUUCAAAUGUCCCACAAAAACAAUCACUCCAACAGCUCUAGAAGGAAACCUGCCAACCGGGACUGUCGAGUUAACACGUGUUCCAAAAGGGACAAACUGCACUUUUGUGUUUGAUAUUCCAAAUGGUUUUGCCCUUCUUGUCCAACUCUCUGUUGAUUUUCAAUCAAUUAAUGAUACAGUUUCCGUUACUGACAACACGAACAAAACCAGAGAAUUGAAUCAUCCUGGAAAACCAAUGAGUGCUCCAAUAUGGUUUGCAGCAGAAGGAGCACAAAUAAAAGUAGUCGGAGUCUCAGGAAAUAGUAGAUUUCUUGCAGUUUAUCAAUAUAAGUUUCUGAGUGAAUACACACAAAUCAAAAAACCAACUGGAGAUUACUUUGCACUAUCCCUUCUGUCCAGCAAGAAUUACUACACAUUCACUUCUGCAAUAGGAGAAAAAAUUGUUGCAACUUAUGGUAAAAGAACAAGUAAAGAGACUGAUAAGGAACUUUCUCACAUUUUUGUCUAUGAUGGUGAGGACCUUAGCACUUCUAAAAUGAUUGGAACUCUUGAUGAUUAUGGAUCUUCAAAUAUUAUGACUUCAUCAAACAGUUCGAUGACUCUCGUAAACUUUUACGGCACAAAGUCAACUUCUUACGUGAUUGGAAAUGAUGCUUCAACUGUGACUGGGUACUUCAAAUACUCUGUAAUUGUGACGACCAGUGGAUCAGCAACUCAUGGAACUAUGGGCGAUUUAUCUGGACUCGUUGGAGCAUACACUUUCAUUUGUACUGAUUGCAAUCGUUUCUACUUGACUCAACUCGAUUUCGAUGGAUUGGUAAUCAUUGAUAGUGCUUAUAUCAAGUUCCAAGGACAAACUCCGACCCAUAAAAGGGAAAAACUUAUUACCUAUAGCCCAUCUACAUACACUUCUGAUCAGAUGCCUCAAUUGAUUCCAACUGGAGUUUUCACUCUCACUGCUCAUUUGUCAAAAAUCAACUUUAAAAUCAACACCGUCAACAAUAAUACUCUUUGGAAAACUCCAUAUAAUGGAAGACGAGGAUACAUUUUCUCACCGAAUCUUUGGAAUCAGAAUACCACACCCAACAGUUUCAACUAUGAGUUCAGAAAUGAUUCUCUACUUUAUACGUAUGUUUUGCGUGUUAAUAAAAUGAAUUUGGGAUUGGCCAGCGACAAAAUGAUUCUUCAAAUUGGAUCAGGAACAGGGAAUCCAUCAGUAGAUUAUCAAUAUCCUCGUGACGAAAAUUCAAACGGAAAUGUGUCUUCAGUUGGGAAUUACAUGACGAUUGGAUUGACUGGGUCGGCGAAUGAUGAUAUACGCCUGUCAUUUGAGAUGAUAAUGUAUUCAUCAGCUCCAUCAAUUGGAAUCUUCACUUCAAUGAUCGUGACCUUCUAUUACGUUUUCUAA
Caenorhabditis remanei is the source of this 2835-nucleotide messenger RNA. RefSeq lists its product as uncharacterized. Lineage: Eukaryota; Metazoa; Nematoda; Chromadorea; Rhabditida; Rhabditidae. The transcript is spliced from 15 exons. The record is from RefSeq and is a predicted model, not a curated record. Bases 1 to 2835 code for a protein of 944 amino acids.